AUGGUAACUCAAGUAAUCACAACUACAACUACAACAUCAAGCAUAAGCGCCUCAACACCCAAUCCCUAUAAAGCUGCAAAGGAAGCUUUGGACCGUGAUGGAUUCGUAAUUCUCUCAGCCUCCCUCUUUCCCUCCUUCGAUCUCGAUGCCCUCCAAACAGCAGCGUCCCACAUGGCCACUGCCGCCCGCUCAGGAAAGUGGCCAUACAUUCGCACUCUACCCAAACAAUUCCCACCAUGGCCACAAGAUCCGUCUCAAGGGAUAUGGGGCGUACAGCACCUACUCCACCCCUCGAAUCCCUCGCACUCGCUGUUUGCACAAAGCUACUUCGACCCGGAGCUACUCAGGUACGCAGCCGCACUGAUCGGGUGCGCUGACGACGACCUGACAAUGGAAUUGUACAAUAUGCUUGUCCGUCCAGAUGCCGACUUUGCACUGCGCUGGCACCGCGACGACAUUCCCGCUUCCGCCACUGCUGCAGAGGAACUACAAAGACUCAGCAGACCGGGUUAUCACGCUCAGUGGAACCUGGCGCUCUACGAUGACAGCAGUCUUGUUCUCGUUCCUGGGAGCCAUAAGCGUGCGAGAACUGAUGCCGAGAGGGACGCUGAGCCGUAUGAACCCAACAUGCCGGGCCAGAUAACCGUGCAUUUGAAGGCUGGACAGGUUGCGUUCUAUAAUAACAACAUCCUACACAGGGGUGUAUAUGAUAGCAAAAAGGAGAGGUUGACGUUGCAUGGAAGUAUUGGGACGGUGGCUGCGGGUGGGGAGCGGGCGAGGAAUGUGCUGCAGCACGGGGUAGGAGAGUGGGCGAAGGAGGAUGAUUUCGGGGAGUUGGAGCCAGAGAUGAGGGCAAGGGCGACGUGGAUGAGGGAAAGACUUGUGAAGUUAGGCAGUCAGAGCGGGGAUGUGGGAUUCUUCUCCAAAGAUGAGUGA
Molecule: messenger RNA, 936 nt
Organism: Ascochyta rabiei
Lineage: Eukaryota; Fungi; Ascomycota; Dothideomycetes; Pleosporales; Didymellaceae
Exons: 1
Coding region: 1-936 (311 amino acids)
Source: RefSeq, a predicted model, not a curated record